Molecule: messenger RNA, 3611 nt
Organism: Salpingoeca rosetta
Lineage: Eukaryota; Choanoflagellata; Craspedida; Salpingoecidae
Exons: 2
Coding region: 1486-3285 (599 amino acids)
Biological process (GO): regulation of gene expression
Cellular component (GO): MLL3/4 complex
Molecular function (GO): RNA polymerase II cis-regulatory region sequence-specific DNA binding; chromatin DNA binding
Source: RefSeq, a predicted model, not a curated record
ACACACACACACACACACACACACACACACACACACACACACACACACACACACACACACCCCUGCCAUGUGCUCGUCACAUUUCGUGAUGAAGGACUGAUGGUGCUUGGCUGAGGGAGCGUUGGCGCCAAACCCGCGUCCACCAACUUUCUCUUCUUCUCUUCCUCUAUCGCGCGGCAAAGCAAGCUCUCUGUACCUGCCUGCGUGGCUUGCUUUUGGUUGGGUUGACUGCGCCGCCGACUGCACUAUCCAUUUCUUGGCCAAUGUGUUGUUUCUUUGAUGUUGGCACGCGGGCAACCAGCUCUUCGCUUCCCCUCUCCGUGUCUCUCUGUCUUUGUCUCUUCCGCACCUGGCGCUUGUUGUUGUUGCAGUUGUUGCACCACUGUUGGCGCGCUGCUACUGCUGCUGUUGCCAGCGUUGCCAUUGUUGCUGCGGGCGCCAGCGCUUCUCUCUCCAUCUCUCUCCAUCUCUCUCCAUCUCUCUCUCUCCUCUUGUCUUGUGCGGUCUAUUCCAAGCACACUCUCUUGCGUGUGCGCAUGUGCAUGAGCGCGCGCUCCUGCGCAUUGAAGGAGACAGCAACCAGUUUCUUCCUUAGCGCCUCUCUGUGGCAGCUACCACGACUCUUCCCCCUGCCUCGUCUGUUCUCAACAGCCUCCUCUUCUUCCUCCUUCCCCCUUCAUUAUCACGGUCCUUUCAAGCACUCACCCUCGUACUGUCUUCCUCUCACCUUCCACCCAGCACGCUCUUGCGUGCUGUCACACGCCCCCGCCCACACGCCCACACGCACGCACACACGAACACGGACACCUUUGUCGCACUGCGGCCUGUGCGCUGCGCCCCUUGCUUGGGGGAUCGCUGCCUUUCGCGCCAGUGUUGGCAGUUUUCCGCCUGUGGCCACGGGGGCAUAUCCACCACGCCUGCUGUGCAUCGGCGGCGCUGUGCGCUGUGUGCGUUGCGUGCGUCCUCGGCACCUUUCCCACUUUUCUUGCAUUGGCAACGAAUUUCACUUCCCGCGCAAACUUUGAGCUGCGCACAAACACACACACACACACAGAGCAUUUGCCUUGCUUGUUGUGCACUUCAUUGUUCAAUUCUUCUUCUCUUCCUCCCUUCCUCCUUUUUUUCAUACGUGCAUGUAUGCAUGGCCCAGCGCCAUCCUUCCUGUUCAUUUUCAUCUGGGCCACUGAUAUCGGGUCGGUUGCUUGAGUGCACCCGUGCUAUCCUCUCUCUCUGUGCACCUGUGGUGCCUGUGUACGUCCCACGCACGCCUCUUCUUCUCCGUGUCUGGUGGUGUCCAUCACUCACCCUUCUUCUCCUCCGCCCUUCUUCUCCUCCACCCAUCUCCCCAGCCCCCUAAGCUUCCGUCUCCUUCCAUCCCCCCUCCCAUCCCCCCUCAGCUUCCGUCUCCGCCACCCACCCGCUCUCCUCCUCCACCACCAGUCUUCUCUCUCCCUUCUCUCCAUCCCCUGCGCGCUAUCCUGCACCAUGCCUCGGACUGCAUCGUCAGUGGUGUGGAAGGACGCGUGCCUGACGACCAACGGCGUUGGGCCCGGUGUUUUGCCCACGCCAACGGUCGAUAGCCCACCGCUUCUCCGCUACCCGGGCUUCACCACCAAGUACCCGCUGCCGGCGUUUUCCUUCGACAAGCUGCAGUCCAUCUCCUACCACGACCGCAUGGCACACGUACAGAAGCGCAUCAACAAGUGGAGGGUUUCCGAGUUCACGGCGGUCGUGUCCCUCUCCGCAUGUGUCUCCAAAGCUGUGAACUCCUGGGCAGCUGUUAAAGCUGCUGGCGAAGACUUUAGCAUGGAGGAUGAGCUGCCGCGAAAACGGGCCAAGAUUCCUGAGUUCAAGAAGGCGUAUUGCACUGGCUGGACUUUUCGCUGGGGCAAGCACGAGAUCUUCAUGACACCUUCGUCGCCGCCACCACCACCCCCAUCUUUGUUGGCUAUGCUGUCCGUCAAGAUCCUGGCACCGCCCGCGUCGUGGAAGUGCGUCUUCUUGGCCUCGCCUCCACCCAAGGAGAGGGCGCUGCCUUUUGUGACAAGCGUGCCGCUGUCACCCCUUCCGUUGCCAGCUGCGACAUCGGCGACGUCUGCUUUUGUCGACGACUUGUGUGCGCGUGUUUCUCCGCGCGGAAAGGGCGUGUUGUUCGCCACGAACAUCGACCUGUGUCAGGCCGUGUUCACUGAGCAGUUGCAGGAGCUGAGCGACGCCCUCCCCGACGAGCUGCACUGGCGCGGCGGCAGCACCAUGCUGGCAGAGCUCGACCCCAUCGAGGGCAUCAACAGCCCGCAGAUGUUCAUUCAUCUCCCGGGCACUUCAAUGACGGCACGCCAGGAGAACAACAACCUGAUGGCAAUCAACAUCAACGUCGGGCCGGGGUCGUGCGUGUGGUACGGCGUUGCUCCGCAGCACGUGGGCCGCGUCAAGUCGCUCUGCAAGAAGAAGGGCAUCGACUUCAAGGAAGCAUGGUGGCCAACACCUGGCGAGCUCGAUAAGGAGAACAUUCCGCUGGUGCGGUUCAUCCAAGGGCCGGGCGAGGCUGUUCUCGUCAACCCAGGCACCCUUCACUGGGUUCGGGCGCUGAGUGCAUGCGUGCAUGUGUCGUGGAACCUUGCGCCGGCCUGCGCGCUGCAGUAUGUGUCGAUGUUUGGUGCGACGUACCACAUCGUUCCGCGCCGCCACCUUGCGCGCUGUGUCUUGUUGCGGGAGCAGAAGCGCCUGCCGCGUGACGCUGCCCUGUGCGCGGCCAUGCUGCGCGUGGUGACGCAGGACCUGGAGGAGCACAGGGCCGUCUGCGCAGACAAGACGCUGGUCGCUGUGGCGUGCGAGCCGAGCAACGCGGCGUGCUUUGUGUGCGGUGGCGACGUGGGCAACGCCUUCUUCACCUCGUCCCCUUCUAAGGUGUUCUGCGUCAAGUGCCGCAACACCAUUGUCGCCCGUGUCCGCACCGCCGCUAGGAGGGCCGGCACAGGCGAGGUGACGGCCGCCCUCAUGCGCAAGACAUGCCGGCGUGCAUUUGGGCGCAGCAAGGACGCUGCCAAUGACGACGAUGACGACCCCACCAACCUACUCAAGGAGGUCAACUACUUCCUGUCGUUGGAUGAGCUGGCGGCGAUUGUUGAGCGCACACGCAAGCGCUUGCGGUCAAAGCGCACGCGUGCAGAGCGUGCCGCAAAGGCUGAAGUUGGCACGGAGCAUAUGGAGACCGUUCGUGAGUGGUUUUCACUCACCAAGCGCCGCCUUAAGCCAACUGCUUGGCCCAUCAAAGGCCGAUCGUGAGGAACGAUGCUGUCUCGUGCCCCUCCCUUGUUUAUCCUUCCUCUUUGUACCGCCACUCUUCUUCAUAGUGUUCAUCUCACAUGCUUGCGCAUAUUGUGUGCUUGUGCUCGUCUCCCUUGGGCGGGUUGAUAGUUGUGGUCUGAGCCUUUCCUUCGUGUGUAUGUCUAGUGUGCGUGUGUGUUUCAAUCGCAGAUAGCUUGUGAGUGCCAUGUUGUUGCUUUGUUCUUGUGCGUUGUUCUGCUCGCCUUGCGGCUGAACCGUGGAGAUUUCCAACUUGCUGACAUUCAUUGGAGUGCUCUAUUUAUGUGCUUUGAAUGAAAAGCUGG